Molecule: messenger RNA, 4465 nt
Organism: Pseudomyrmex gracilis
Lineage: Eukaryota; Metazoa; Arthropoda; Insecta; Hymenoptera; Formicidae
Gene: Hmgcr
Product: 3-hydroxy-3-methylglutaryl-coenzyme A reductase
Exons: 11
Coding region: 664-3414 (916 amino acids)
Biological process (GO): isoprenoid biosynthetic process; sterol biosynthetic process; coenzyme A metabolic process
Cellular component (GO): peroxisomal membrane; endoplasmic reticulum membrane
Molecular function (GO): NADP binding; hydroxymethylglutaryl-CoA reductase (NADPH) activity; protein binding
Source: RefSeq, a predicted model, not a curated record
UGCUUGAAGGUCGACGAUUUGCCUGUUUAAAGCGAAGGAAAAUUCAUGUUUGUCGAAAAUUACAAACAUGAGAUUAAUGUUAAGCCCAAGAGGCAGACUAAUACAUUUGUUGAAAAUCCGGACUAUAAAAAAAAAGGACCUUGAAAAAGGUUAUGCUAUUGUAACUAGUUCAUGACACGGCACUUACGACACGGUGCACGGUGCACACCGCACAGUAUAGGAUCCAGUGCGUUCGAGUUCGGUUUCUCCCUCGGGAAAAUGAGUUUCUCGUGAAGAAAAAUAGAUAACGAAAGACUAGCGUCAAACGCGCGAGGAACAAUGUUGGCCGACGACAUUUCCUGGCGAAUCUUACGCGGUGUAAAAAGAAGACUGGUUCGUGUGCAAUUUCCUAACAGUAAGAGGCGGAGCAACAAACAAGCGGCGCGUGAUGCAGCUUCUUGCGAUCAGUUAAUUUUGACAACUGAAAAUCGUGCACAUCUACAGAGUUCGGAUCGUCGCUUUCCACGCGCUCAUUGGCUCACAAUAAUAACGAUUAAUCCAAUCUGCUUUCACACAUCGGCUUGGUCAAAAUGUUUUAGACAUCCAAUCGGCUAGCGUGUUUUUUGUCACGUAUCUCAGAUUUUGAAUAGUAUUUUCUCGAGGAAAGAAAAAAAGGGGGGCACGAUGCUGACAUACGUAUUUGAGAUGUAUGGCCGGUUCUGUGCCGGUCAUCCUUUGGAAGUGAUAGUAACGAUCUUCACUUUAACUGCGUGCACGCUCAACAUGGAUACCGGAACCGGACAGGCGCGCAAGGAAGAUUUACCUAAUACCUUAUAUUGUCAUCACACUCGAUGCGAUAUCUCAGACAAUUCAAAAGUGGCCAACAUCAUAGUAAUGACCAUUAUACGUUGCUUGGCAGUGCUCUUCACCUAUUAUCAAUUCCGGAAUUUACAAAAACUGGGAUCCAAAUAUAUUUUAGGUAUCGCUGGCAUUUUUACCGUAUUUUGUAGCGCGGUGUUUACCUCAAGCUUGGUCAGUUUCGCUCACAAUGACGCGACGGACUUGUUCGACGCGUUGUUCUCCUUUUUGCUUCUCAUCGACCUUUCCAAGGCUGCGACUUUGGCUCAGUACGCGCUGAGUUCGCGAAGUCAGGAAGAAGUUCGGGCGAAUAUCGCGCGCGGUAUGUCUCUGCUGGGACCGACCAUCACUCUGGACACCCUCGUGGAGACUCUGCUGAUCGGCAUAGGCUCCUUGUCGGGUGUCAGGAGGCUUGAGAUCCUCUGCACCUUUGCAUGUCUUGGAGUGAUCGUCAAUUACAUCGUCUUCAUGACGUUCUAUCCGGCUUGUUUAUCGCUUAUAUUAGAGCUUUCCCGAGGGAAUAACAACAAGGGUCGGUUGAGCGCGGACAGGAUAUUCAUAAUACAACCAUUGAACGAGGAGGACCAAAAACCGAAUCCUGUGGUGGAACGAGUCAAGAUGAUCAUGAUCGGUGGCCUAUUUGUGGUACACGCGCAUAGCCGCUGGCCGUUCAACAAAGAAGAAAGCGAGUACACGACGGAAACAAUCAAAACAACGACCACAAACUCGGAUAUGAUAAACAACUCCGUUCAUACCGAGAGAUCCGAAUUGAGAGAACACUUGACUAGUUGGCUGUCAGUCAGUGUGGACAAUAUCGUGAUACUGAUUCUGUUGCUAGCACUUGCAGUAAAGUACAUCUUCUUCGAGGAAAGGAACGACGUCGUUAGGCGCCUGAGAUUCAAGGAGGAAGAGAAAGCGGAGUCUCUUGAUGUCAAUGCGGAUAAUACGAAUACUAUAGACAUGCCAUUGCAACAGCGACUCGAUACGACAGUGAUCACACAACCGAUCUUCCCUUUGUCCGGUGUGGGUGGCGGGUGGUUUGAUAACGAGGAUGGAAUCGAGAAGGAAGUGCAAACCGAAGAAAAAGAGGUGCAAACCGAUGUGAUACUUUACAGUUCGAAUGAUUCCAGCAGUGUGAGCGAAGCGUCCAAGAAAGACGAACCUCCCAGAAGCGUAGAAGAUUGUCUCGAGAUAUACAAGUCUGAGCUCGGAGCUAGCGUGUUGACGGACGAGGAGGUGAUACAAUUGGUAAAACACAAACACAUAGCUUCGUAUCAAUUGGAAAAAGCGGUCGGGGAUAUGGAGCGCGGCGUUGGUAUCAGACGUGUUGUCGUGAGUAAAGCCGCUGGUUUCACUGAUGAAAUGACCGAUCUGCCGUACAAGCACUACGAUUACAGCAAGGUAUUAGGUUCGUGCUGCGAGAACGUAAUCGGUUUUAUGCCGAUGCCGGUCGGUGUCGCCGGACCUUUGUUGAUAGACGGCGAAGUGUAUUACGUGCCGAUGGCAACGACCGAGGGUUGCCUGGUGGCGUCGACCAAUCGCGGCAGUCGCGCUCUCAUGAAAUACGGCGUGACGAGUAGAAUAGUAGCGGACGGUAUGACUCGCGGGCCCGUGGUAAGAUUCUUGAAUAUCGUGCAAGCGAGCGAGGCGAUGAAGUGGAUACAACAGCAGCAAAACUAUCAGAAGAUGAAGAACAGUUUUGACGCAACAAGCGGUUUCGCACGUUUAAUGAAGAUACACGUGCGCAUAGCCGGGCGAUGCUUAUUUAUACGUUUUGUCGCCACGACCGGCGAUGCUAUGGGCAUGAAUAUGUUAUCGAAAGGCACAGAAAAAUCGUUACAGACAUUGCAGGAGUAUUUUCCGGAAAUGGAGAUACUCUCCCUAAGCGGAAAUUUCUGCACCGACAAAAAGCCCGCGGCUGUCAAUUGGAUCGAGGGUAGAGGCAAGAGCGUGAUCUGCGAAGCGAUUGUACCCGAGGAUAUCGUGACCAACGUGCUCAAGACAUCGGUGCACGCUCUAGUCGAUGUAAACACCAACAAAAAUUUGAUAGGCUCAGCGGUGGCGGGUAGCGUGGGUGGUUUCAACGCGCACGCCGCUAAUAUCGUGACCGCGAUUUUUAUCGCCACCGGACAGGAUCCCGCUCAGAACGUCGGUAGCAGCAAUUGCAUGACGUUGAUGGAACCCUGGGGCGAAGAUGGCAAGGAUUUACAUGUGUCCUGCACUAUGCCCAGCAUAGAAGUCGGCACUGUAGGCGGUGGUACCGGUCUGCCAGCACAGAGCGCGUGUUUGGCUAUGUUGGGAGCGAAAGGUCCGCACGUAAACAACCCCGGCGAGAACGCCAAUAAACUUGCCCGGAUCGUUUGCGCCACUGUACUCGCUGGAGAACUUUCCCUGAUGGCCGCGUUGACUGCCGGUCAUUUGGUCAAGAGUCAUUUGAGGCAUAACAGAUCAUCUGUCCUAAUUAGUAACGCGGUUCACACUGUCCACAGUAGCACUAGCGGUAACAAUUUAACCGUGCCAAAAGUUUCGGUGUCCUCCUCGUACAACAUUUGCUCAGACUUUGCGCAAAAAUCUUAGCACUUAAACAUGAACGGAAUGUUUUUAUAUUUUUUAUAUAGAGCGGUUAUGGUCUAUACAUGUUAUUUCGCACCUGCCUCAGAAUGGUAUUCCAAAGAAAUAAUUCUUUAAAAACAGUGUUUGAGUUUUGUAAUAUGUGACAUAUAUGUGUAUAUACAUGUAAUAUGUGUAUACAAUGUAUAUUUUACGUGGUACAAAAUGGUACUGUAGAAUUAUUUUAUAUUUAAUUGUAAAUUUUUUAACAAAAGAAUUAUACAUGUACAUAUAUAGAAAAAAGCAAGCAUUCACAUCAACAUUUUUAAUUAUACAAUUCAUAAUACUAGAUAUAAUAUUAAAAAUAGAAGAAAAGGCGAAUAAUGUCUAAGACUUUGUUAACCGACAAAAUUGUAAGAUUCUUUAAAAACACUUCUCGAAUUGCGUAAGAUAAAGAUAUAUUUUAUUCAGGAUUUAACUUAUUCAAGGAUUUUCAUCCCUUUAUGUUGUAAUAAUAAUAGCAUAUAAUUAACGACACCUAGUUUCGCGUAUUUUAUUGGAAUAUAAAAGAGGUUCCUGGUGCAAGCAAAAAACCAAAAGUUUGAUUUAUAAUAAAUCUUUAAAUAUAUUCAAAGAUAGUACAUACUACACACGUAUGGUUUUCUUUUGAGAUGAUCUGCUCAACACGAUCAAACACGUGUGUGCAUGUGGACGUAAUAUUUUAUGUUGCAACAAUAAGUGAUAAGUCAAACGUGUAAGAAUGGAAGUAUUUGCAAAGAGAAAUAAAACUCAAUUCUAACUAGUGUUUUGAGUGACAUCACGAAAACUUAUGUCUUCCGCAAACUUUCUCGUAGUUUUCUGAUACCACAAGCAAAACCCCAACUUACGUUGCUUUGACUUAUUAUACGACGCUUCGUAAUACUUACGGACAGUUUCGAGUUGCAGCAACUUUCCCUUUCUGGAAUCGAAGAUAACGAUACCUCCCUCCGGAGUAUGCCUGUAGAAAAUAUACAUGUUACAACAUAUGAUGGAGAAUGAAGAUGAUAAUAUAUUAUAUAAAGCAAAUCUUAUGCACUCA